Rana temporaria (common frog) is the source of this 8121-nucleotide messenger RNA. RefSeq names its product supervillin (gene SVIL). Gene Ontology annotation, biological process: actin filament severing; cytoskeleton organization; barbed-end actin filament capping. Gene Ontology annotation, cellular component: actin cytoskeleton; cytoplasm. The record is from RefSeq and is a predicted model, not a curated record. Gene Ontology annotation, molecular function: actin filament binding; phosphatidylinositol-4,5-bisphosphate binding. Lineage: Eukaryota; Metazoa; Chordata; Amphibia; Anura; Ranidae. Bases 112 to 7092 code for a protein of 2326 amino acids. The transcript is spliced from 41 exons.
GACAGGCUCAGUGCAGUGCUGGGAAAUUGCUCUCUCCUGAAGCUCUCUGGAAGCGGCCUGAGGCUUUGGUUCUGUCUGACAUAAGGACAUUGUGUUACUGGCAGAGGAACAAUGUUUAGGAACCGAUGGAUUUCCACUUAUAUGGGGAGUGUCCUCUGUCCUGAGGACCCAGGUUUUAACCAAGAAGGACCGUUUCAUCACAGAACUCCGAGGCUUCACCAAAGGAGAACACCCAGUCUUCAGAAGAGCUUUUCCACUGGAGCCUCGAGUGAUUUUGGGAACCGUUCCAAGGAUAUUGAUGCUCAAAUACUUUCCGUCCUUCCUAGAGUGUCAGAGUUAAGAAAACUGUUUGAACCCAGCAGAAAAGUCUUCACAGAAAUGAAGAGGAAGGAAAGAAUUGCAAGGCGCUUGGAAGGCAUUGAAAAUGAAGCACCGCCAAUAAUGUUACAAAACAGACUGUUGGAGGAAGACACACCGAGAUACAUGAGAGCAACAGAUGCGUAUAGUCCACUCAUAGGUCUCAAUAAUGAUGAUGCAGCUUCAGAGUCUUCUAUAGAGGCACAUUCUAGACUAAGAUAUCCCCAACAGCCAGCAGACAAUCUAUCUGAGACCUCCAGUAUUCCAAGUAUGGAUGUACAUGAACAGGAAUCCAAAGCAGAGCGCAUAGCUAGGUACAAAGCAGAACGCAGACGCCAGUUGGCAGAGAAAUACGGACUUCCCUUUGACUCUGAAGCAGAUUCGGAAUAUCAGUCCAGGUACGCGCGUACAAGAAAGGACAGCGAAACCUCGGAGAAGAGUUCUGGAGUGUUCAAAGAUGAUGAAUCUAAAGAUAACAGUUCUGAUUAUUUUUACCGUCCGGAAAGGAGAGUGCGUCCCACAGACAGUAAACACCAUGACAUUAAUGAGAAUUUGAUGACCAGAGAUGCACUGCAGAACCUAGAAAACAAUAACCAGUUCCAUGGCAUCACACAGACAGAUGGCCCAAGUUUAGUAGCUCCGUCCAGGCAAGGGAACUACCUAGGGGAGGCUCCGAGAUCACCAAAGUUUCCUAGAAGGGGUUCCCAGACCUCUCCAAAGCGUCCUUCGUCUCCAACCACUUCCUCUCUAGAAACACAGCAGCAGUCCGAUUCAAGGCAAGGUCCAGAGAAGCAGAAACCAGAGUGGUUCCUUCAGAAAGAUUCCGAUGGGGACACAUCGUCUCUCAUCAGUUGGCCCUCCAGAGUUAAAAUUAGAGAGAGGCUGGUGAGAGAUGAAAACAUGCUCGGGAGUCCACAACCUGAUACAGAGACUUCUAAUCAAAAGCAACAUCACUCUGCUCCGAUCUACCAUGUGCCUUUUCAGUCUGAAAACUCUGCGUUUGAUAGGGUCUAUAAACAGCCAUCUCCUUACCGCCAACCAAUGCACGGCUAUAUCCAGCCAGCCAAUGUUGCUCCUAAACCAAAACUUAUAUCUCGUACUCAAUCUGACAACGUCAUGGUUUCAGCAUUCACUACUUCCUUGAAAAAUCCUCGAGCUGUCAAUGAUGUGAACAUUGAGAAGUCCCGUAAAAUUUAUCCCGGUCUGACCAGCACUAUUCAGCCGUUCAAACUGGGAAAUAGCACUGGAAAACUAUAUCACUCCUUAGAUGAAACCCCAACGUAUAUAUCGCAUGACCACAAGCAACAGCACGAAGAAAGGCUGGAGUCAAAAGAUCAACUGAUGCAUGUUUCACCAAUUAUUCAACCUCCAAAGAGAUCCCCUGAAAUCGUGGGAAAAAGUGAAGUUCCGGUGUAUCAGCAAAGCGAAACGGCUGCACAUCCGUCCAAACCCCAAGGCCAAGCUAAAGAGGUCUCGUCCAUGAAACAUAGGAUGCUUGUACGCUCAAUGUCCGACUCUACCGGCACUCAGAAGAUGGAAGUCUUUAAGAUUAAGGAGUCUGAAGUGCAGGAUGAGAUGGUAUUUUUAGGCACUGAAGAUGAUGCUCAUGUUGCCAAUGAGGAAGCUGGUACGGUCAACACCAAGGUGUCUGUGGCUCAGCUCAGAAGUGCAUAUAUGGAGACGGCAAGCUCAAGCAAAAGAGUUGACCAUGUGCCUAAGGCUGAAAUGCCAAUGUCAGUUGUUGAUUUGGGUGCUGCCAAUGAGCGGGAAAAGGGCCCUCGAAAGCCGAGACUGUAUUUCUCACCCGGUGACAGUAGAAAGACUUCUGAAAGAUUUAGAACUCAACCAGUUACUUCAGCUGAGAGAAAAGAAACGGAUAGGACAACGUUCCAUCCACCAAUGCAAACAGCUGAAGAGGAGGCAACAGUGGAUGAGAGGGCAAAGCUGAGUGUAGCUGCAAAGAGGCUUCUGUUCCGGGAGAUGGAAAAAUCUGUGGACCCCAAAGCCCCUAAACCACGUGCUAGAAACGCUGCCAUCGAGAGGAGGCUUCGUCGGGCGCAAGACAGGUCCCGCACACAGCCCGUCACUACAGAAGAAGUGGUGAUAGCAACAACCAAGCCUAGCCCUGCUGCACACACAGUGACCACACACACUGUAACCUCCAGCAUCUCUAGCCCUUCUGUAACUAAGAGUACUGUGCAACGUAUCAGUUUGCAGGCUUCAGCGCACCAGAAAGCCAUUUCCAAGACGGAGACAGAAGUGAUUAAAGAAACCAAGGUGGAGCAGGAGGAACCAGAAGGGCCAGACUCUUCCUCACUGUCCCUAGCCGAAAAGAUGGCUUUGUUUAAUAAACUUUCACAACCAAUCACAAAGGAAGUGACCACCAGAAGCAGACUGGAUAUCAGGCAGCGGAGGAUGAACGCACGAUACCAGACUCAGCCUGUAACUCUGGUUGAGGUUGAACAGUUUAAGAACGGAGGUGAAAAGAUCGCUCCAUUGUCUCAGACCGUUGUAACAUCUGUGGCUACUCUGACGUCCCGGUCUUCUCCUGUCUACCCCGGGGAUAUGAAUGUCACAAAGUCAUCCAAUUACGAUGAGAGAAUAUCAAGUAUCUCCAGCGCUUCCACUCUGCUUCACACUUCGAUGGAGACAGCAAAUACUACAGAGAGGAGCUCACUGCUUUCAGAGUCUUGGAGCUCUCCACUAGCUGAUAAACUCAGAGAGCCUGAACCAAGGAAGCAGCCACUGUUGGAGAGCAAAGCACUUUCCACAGAGGAGAGCAGCCCGAGAAAGUGUAGUCCUGCUCAGAAGGAAGUCGUCCAUCCCGUGCUGGAUGUGUCAGAGGAGGAGGAAUCCGCCAGCGAGCAGAAGAGGCUUGGGCAUGUUAUCUCAAGUAAGAGCACAGUGGAAUUGCUCAACCCGCAGACACUGUUACAACCUGCUAUGCAGCGAGAGCUGCCAAUAGCCGAAAGCUCCCCGCAGGUAGAGGUGGAUGACAUGAAGCCGGAGUGGAACAAUCUGCACUCAGAAACCAAUGUAUGGAGCAUCAAAGGUGCAACUGCAGAGAUUGUCAAGCCGGCCUCUGAAGCUCUUGGCAGCAGCACAGCGCAGACACUUUCUCACACUUCAACGGCGGCAUCCUACAGACCGCAGGCAGGCGAGCAAGACGAAAGGGAGUUCUGCGAGAGGACGGGCGACAUCUCUCCUCCUGCCACCGACGCCCAAUCACCAGAGGAUAUUGACAUCGACGGCAAAAAAAUGUCUAUUCGUGACAGGCUGGCGCUACUGAAGAAGAGCGGGGAGGAAGACUGGAAGAACAGGAUUAACAAAAAGCAGGAGUACUCCAAAGUGUCUGUCGUAGAGCGAAGCUCACGCGCCCAGCUGCAGGAAAUUGAGCAGUCGCUGACAAAGAAGGGAGAAGGAGAUAAUAAAGAUGAUUAUGUCCACUGUAAUCAGCUGUGGGAACCUGUCUAUGCUUCUGUUUACUCUCCUGCUAUACCUGCUGCCCAUAAAUGCCAGUAUUUCCUUCCUAUAAACCAGGUCAGUAAUGAUAGCAUGAGGGAGUCCAGUCCACUGAUGUUUGCUGAGCGGCAUCCUUGGCGAUGGAAGCAAAGAGUAACUAAUGCCAGUGGGUUGCACAUGAGCAUUGAAGAAAGAAAGCAGCAGAUCACCGUAAGAGAAGAGGCCUGGAAGUCGAAAGGACUAGGUGCUGCCAAUGACUCAACUCAGUUCUCUGUUGCUGGGCGCAUGGUUAAAAAAGGCUUGGCUUCACCUACAGCUCUAACGCCUGUCGCAUCACCUGUGGCUCUAAAACCAAAAUCUACAAAUGCUGUUUCCAAACCUGCCGAAGAAAUUGAGGCCAAGCCUGACCUGCAAUUGGAGUCUGAUAGGAAGUUGGAUAAACUUGAAUCCUUUUUGGGCAGACUGCACAACAAAGUUGGAGGUCUUCAGGACACAACGCUGUCGGUCACCAGUAAAUCUGUGAAAGAAGUGAUGAAGCUGGAUGAUGAGACAUUCUCCAGGUUUUACCGUCCAGUUGAGAUCCCGUCCAGUCCUGUGGACAUCAAUUUUGAUGAUGACUUUGAUAUCCUGUUUAAUUCUGAGGAACCAAAGUUGACUUCCACUGUCGCAGAACACAAGCGCGCAGUUAGACCCAUGCGCAGAGUGCAGGCCUCUGGAAACCCACUACGAAUGCUUGCUGCUCGAGAUGAUCUCCUGCAGGAGUAUACAGAAACCAGGCUGAAUGUCGCCUUUAUGGAGUCCAAAAGAAUGAAAGUGGAAAAAAUGUCUAAGAACUCAAACUUCUCCGAAGUGGCUCUUGCUGGGCUGGCAAGCAAAGAAAACUUCAGCAGUGUCAGUUUACGCAGUGUUAACCUCACAGAACAACACUCAAACAACAGCGCUGUACCCUAUAAGAAGCUUAUGUUAAUACAGAUUAAAGGUCGUAGACAUGUCCAGUCGAGGUUGGUGGAGCCCCGAGCAUCUUCCCUGAACAGUGGUGACUGUUUCCUGCUGAUCACCCCACUCUACUGUUUCCUGUGGGUUGGAGAGUUUGCAAACGUCAUUGAGAAAGCCAAGGCUUCAGAAUUGACCACCAUAAUCCAGACAAAGCGGGAGCUGGGUUGUAGAGCAUCAUACGUACAGACAGUGGAGGAGGGGAUAAACACGCACACUCAUGCUUCACGGGACUUCUGGAAGCUUCUGAGUGGUCAAACAGAAUACCAAGAUGCUGGAACUCCAGAGGAAGAUGAGCGAUAUGAAAAUGCAAUUAUUGAGACAAACUGCAUCUACCGUUUGGUUGAUGAUAAAUUGGUGCCUGUAGAUGAAUUCUGGGGUAAAGUCCCUCGGUGCUCACUUUUACAGUCUAAAGAGGUGCUGGUGUUUGAUUUUGGCAGUGAGGUGUAUGUGUGGCAUGGUAAGGAAGUGACAUUGGCGCAGCGAAAGGUGGCGUUCCAGCUAGCUAAACACCUUUGGAAUGGGCUCUUUGAUUAUGAGAACUGUGAUAUUAAUCCUCUAGAUCCUGGAGAAUGUAAUUCUCUAAUACCAAGAAAAGGAACUGGUCGUCCAGACUGGGCUAUAUUUGGUCGACUGACGGAACAUAAUGAAACAAUUCUGUUCAAAGAAAAGUUCCUGGACUGGACAGAAAUGAAGAAGCCCACAGAGAAGACUUUGUGUGAGGAACUCCCAAAGCAAAAGGCAGAAAAGCAGGAAGAUGUAAAGGGCUAUGACAUCAUGCAGAUGGUGCCGAUCUCCCAGGCGACAGUAGGGACCGUCCUAGAUGGAUUUAAUGUGAGCCGAGGCUCUGGACUUUUAGAAGGAGACGAUGGGAGGCAAUAUGAGAUAACGACCGUCUCAGUCGAUGUCUGGCAUAUUUUGGAAUUUGACUACAGUAGGCUUCCGAAACAAAGUAUCGGUCAGUUCCAUGAAGGGGAUGCGUAUGUGGUGAAAUGGAAGUACUUGGUGAGCACUACAGUUGGACAGCGGCAGAAAACGGAGCAUGUGCGGGUGACUGGAAAGGAAAAGUGUGCAUAUUUCUUCUGGCAGGGCCGCCAUUCUCCAGUGAGUGAGAAAGGCACAUCGGCGCUAAUGACCAUUGAGUUGGAUGAGGAGAGAGGAGCACAGGUCCAAGUGCUUCAGGGGAAGGAGCCGCCAUGUUUCUUGCAGUGUUUCGAGGGAGGAAUGAUUGUACAUGCCGGGAGGAGAGAAGAGGAGGAAGAGAACGCACAAAGUGACUGGAGGUUGUAUUGUGUGCGGGGUGAGGUGCCUCUGGAGGGCAACCUCAUUGAAGUGGCCUGUCACUGCAGCAGCCUAAGAUCCAGGACAUCAAUGAUACUUCUCAAUGUAAAUAAAGCCGUCAUCUAUCUCUGGCAGGGCUGCAAAGCACAACCCCACACGAGGGAAGUGGGGAAGACCGCAGCCAACAAAAUAAAAGAAGAAUGUCCAUUAGAAGCUGGACUGCACAGCAGCAGUAAAGUGACGAUAUAUGAAUGUGAUGAGGGAUCUGAGCCCCUAGGAUUCUGGGAAGCUCUUGGAAGAAGAGACCGCAAAGCAUACGACUGCAUGUUGCAAGAUCCUGGGAAGUUUAACUUUACGCCACGAUUGUUUAGUCUCAGUAGUAGUUCUGGAGAAUUCACAGCGUCUGAAUAUAUGUAUCCAUCCAGACUGACCAGCGUCGUGAACUCAAUGCCGUUCCUACAAGAGGACCUAUACACAACAUCACAGCCAGCUCUGUUCCUCGUUGACAAUCAUCACGAGGUUUACCUCUGGCAAGGCUGGUGGCCUGUGGAAAAUAUAAUCACGGGGUCUGCCCGAAUACGAUGGGACUCGGAUAGGAAGAGUGCAAUGGAGACGGUGUUGCAGUAUUGUAAAGGAAAAAAUGGUAAAAAGCCUCCAAAGUCCUACCUAAUUCAUGCCGGGCUGGAACCACUGACGUUUACAAACAUGUUCCCAUCCUGGGAGCACCGAGAAGACAUCGCCCAGAUCACAGAGCAGGAUGCUGACGUGUCCAAUCAGAUAAUCCUGGUGGAAGAUGUGUUGGCCAAACUGUGCAAAGAGAUUUACCCUCUGGCAGAACUCCUGGCUCGACCACUGCCAGAAGGAGUGGACCCCUUAAAUCUUGAAUUGUAUCUAUGUGAUAAAGAUUUUGAGAUUGCAUUAGAGAUGACCAGAGAGGAUUACAGCAUUUUGCCAUCAUGGAAACAAGUCAAUGUAAAAAAAGCCAAAGGACUUUUCUGAAUGGAAUUUCCCCUCUAGACUUUGACUCCUCUGGCUUGCUGGACGGUGUGCAAUCCCGCUGACCUUCCAGCUGCCUCACCACUAAAGAAACACUGCUGCAUUUUGCACCUGUUGUGUCAUGACAUCUCUCCGUGUUUCGUGUACUGUGUAUCCGCCUAUAGCCUGUGUGGCUCGGACUGUAAACAAAGGGCUUUACCCACCUCACGUGUGAAGUCUGCUCGUCACGCUGCCUGUUGACCUGUGUCUGUCGUAAAUGUAAAUGUAUUAAGAACCUUUCAAAACUCUUCGCAAUUUCUCUGAGGAAUUUCACAAACCUCUACUGUGCACUUAUGCGGAAUGCAGAUAUUCCCUCGCUGCAGACAUAUCGUUUUCCGAUAUUUUGUAAAUGUCUUUGUCCAGUUCCAUAGAUUGUAUUUAUGUAAACACUGUAUUUAACUAUGCAAUAUUAUCACUAUGUAAGAUUUGUGGAUUAUUACACAAACUGUUAAGCUCUAAUGCCAAUCAUGUGCGAACAGCUGACACCUGAAAGUUAUGCAUUUGCGUGUGAUGAAAUUUUUUAUUUUUUUUGUAUCGUGUCCCAUGGCCAUCAUGGGCUCUUCAAACCAUGUUUGUAUGUUCUGCACUCCGCUGUGCCCUCUAGUGGUACAUGAGUAAAAAGGCAGAGAAUGGCCAUCCCCUUAACAAGGAUUAUGCCUCAAUGUGUGCAAAUAUUACAUAAUACUGUGUUCCAGAACAUCAGGUGACCUGCAGGGGCUCUCCCGAGCAAAAAGCACUGCUAGUUACUUCACUUUUUUUUUUUUUUGUGCUUACAUGUUGAACUGAAAGGGUUCUUAUAACAGUGUAUAGUGCCUUGUUUUUGUGUACAGUUUAUAUACAGGAAAAAUAGUCUGCAUUUUGGAAGCAGUUAUUAAAGCAUCAAUAUUUGUACUUAAUAGAAGACAUCUCAAGUUUCUAAUACCUGAUGUAAACUUUAAACAUGUAUUUUGUGAUAUAAGAACAUGAAUUAAAAAAAAAAAAAAUGCUUCAAAA